AUGAUGCUCCUGAUACCCUCCCGUGCGGUGUUUCUUGCUAUGCUGCGUAGCUUGAAAACCGAUGGUCGGCAGCAGGGUCACAGCGGCAGGGAUGGAUGCAUUAUCCGUGGCUACUUUAAAUCGCGGUACGUUGUUUUGAACCACCUCCUUAGCAUUUACAUCUAUCCCGCUGAUCCCCUUAUUAGUCUGGUCAUUGGACUCCACUACCGCAGUUCAUGGAAGCCGUGGUACAACCGCGAAGAUCCUCCGCAUCCGUCGAAGUACCUCAGGGCAAAUGAACCCGUGCGGGAACUUGCAGCACCGUAUCGACUCUGGUAG
This is a messenger RNA of Trypanosoma rangeli, 318 nucleotides long. Its product is annotated as putative glycogenin glucosyltransferase. The record is from RefSeq and is a predicted model, not a curated record. NCBI's taxonomy places the organism in Eukaryota, Euglenozoa, Kinetoplastea, Trypanosomatida, Trypanosomatidae. Bases 1 to 318 code for a protein of 105 amino acids. The transcript has a single exon.